This is a messenger RNA of Arachis duranensis, 2485 nucleotides long. RefSeq lists its product as uncharacterized. The transcript is spliced from 5 exons. Lineage: Eukaryota; Viridiplantae; Streptophyta; Magnoliopsida; Fabales; Fabaceae. The record is from RefSeq and is a predicted model, not a curated record. Bases 53 to 1945 code for a protein of 630 amino acids.
AAAGAUAGAGGCGCACGUUACUUGAAGCCCAAGAGGUUAAUGGCGGAGGCCCAUGUUCGGAUGCUUUUGCACUCAAGAAGGAAGGAAGCUUCUUCUCGAUCCCAGAUCAGUCAAAACUCGAAACAAACACAAACACAACACACAGGUUUCAGAAGAAAUGGAGACGAUGAAAGGGAAGAGUGAAAGCGAAUUGGUGAGGCUGUGCAUAGAAGCUGCGUGCGAGAGCAGAGAGAGCAUCCAGAAAUGGCGGAUGCAGAGGCGGACCCUCGACCAUCUCCCUUCUCAUCUCGCCGACGGCCUCAUCCGGCGCCUGGUGUCCCGGCGGCUCCUGUACCCGUCGCUUCUAGAAGUUUUCAAACAGAGCGCCGAAGAAGUUGAUUUGAGAGGCGUUAACAACGUGGAUGCAGAAUGGCUUGCGUACUUGGGAGCGUUUCGGCAGUUGCGGUAUUUGAACCUUUCCGAUUGCCACAGAAUCACUUCUUCUGCUCUUUGGCCUAUUUCUGGAAUGGUUUCUGUUAACCACUUGCACCUCUCUAACUGCUCCAAGCUCAACGACGCUGCUAUUCAUCACAUUCUCUCUCUCUCUAACCUCCAGAAAUUACAAAUCUCGCAAACAAGUGUCACCGCCAAAGGCAUCAAACUUCUCGCCUCCCUUAAAAACCUCUCUCUUCUCGACUUAGGCGGCUUACCUGUUGAUGACGUCUCCUUAACAUCUUUACAGGUACUGGAAAAGUUAGAAUAUCUUGAUCUAUGGGGUAGUAAGGUAUCAAAUGAAGGGGCUAACAUCCUCAAUAAGUUCCCCAAGUUAACCUAUCUAAAUCUUGCUUGGACUAGUGUCACAAAAUUGCCUAAUUUAUCAUCUAUUGAAUGCCUCAACAUGAGUAAUUGUACUAUUGAUUCAAUACUUGAAGAUGAUGAAGCUCCUUUGGCAAAACUUAUUCUCUCCGGCGCUACAUUCCGGAGCGAAUCGGAGUUUCUCUUACACGCCAAUACAAACUUUUUGUCCUCUCUCGAUGUAGCCCAUUCUGGCCUUAGUAAAUUCUUCUUCUUGAGUAAAUUGAAAGUGAUAGAACAGCUCAAUCUCAGCUCUUGCAUGGUCACUGAUGAUUCGAUUGAAAUGAUCGCGGGUGUUGGUGUAAGCUUGAAGAGUUUGAAUCUGACUGGUACUAAGGUCAGCUCCGCAGGCAUAGGGAUUUUAGCUGGACAUGUCUCCAAUCUUGAGAUGCUUUCAUUAUCUCAGACACUGGUGGAUGAUACUGCCAUCUUGUAUAUCAGCAUGAUGCCUUCUUUAAAGGUUCUUGACCUUAGCAAUACAAUGGUGAAAGGAUGCUUACCACAGGAAAAUACCGACCACGGCUCACCGCACUCUCUAACAGCUCUACAAAGUCUUAAACAAUUAGAAAGCUUGAAUUUGGAACACACACGAGUUAGGGAUGAAGCUUUAAGCCCUUUGUCAAGCUUCAAAGAGCUGAGAUAUUUAUUUCUUAAAAGUGCGUCACUUGCAGACAUCUCACUUUACUAUUUAUCAUCAAUUCCUAAAUUGACUAGUCUUAGUAUUUGUGAUGCGGUAUUGACAAAUUAUGGGCUUCAUAUGUUUAAACCUCCUCAAACACUGAAACUAAUGGACCUCCGAGGUUGUUGGCUCUUAACUGAGGACACUAUCAUGUCGUUCUGUAGAAUUCAUCCACAAAUUGAAGUACAGCAUGAACUUGUUACCAUUGUUCCUCUUCACCAAGGUGGACCAAAUCAUCCUUCUCCGUCUCAGUUAACUUCAAAGGCUACGCAAGCAGCUAAAAAGAAAGAAAACUUGUCUAUAUCUCCAGAUUUUAUAGAUCAAAGGCUGAAGUAUAGCAGAGACGAGUUACUUGCGUUGCAGUUCAUGUCUUUGCCUGUUGUAUCCUCUAGUGAGAGUGGCGAUUCAAUAUUCAAGCAACAGUUAAAUUGAAUAAAGAAGCAACCAUAUAAACAAGGCAACAAGCAGAAGCUAUACAUAGAAGAUGAACAAGGCAAUACACAUUAAGGACCAUAAGAAACAGAAGUCAACAAAGAGUCUUGCCUUCUUCUCCAACAAAAGAAACAGAAGCAGGAGAAACAAAACUAGAAUCAUGAAAGCAUAAUGGAAUUAGAAUCAACAACAAUAAAGCACAACGGCGAGUGACGAGGAGCAGCGGCGACCGACGAGGAGUAGUGAUGACCGGUGACCAAACGAGGAGGAGCAGCAGAAACGGCAAGCGGUGCGCGAUGUCCACCCUCACAGAUCUGCUGGCCUCGACAUCGAGCGAGGAAGAGGAGCAGCAGCGAGAUUUGAUGGCGAGAACGCGAACGACGAGGAGUGACUGCAAGCAGCGGCGGCGGAUUCCCUUUCCCACCUUCCCUUCCACCUCUUCUUCCCUGAUCACCCCCAAGCGUGAUUCACUUCCUCCUUUUCCUUUAACCCAUUUUCUUUUUUUCUUUUUAUUUAUUUUAUAUUUUUUUUAGUUAAGAA